CGCGCCUCAGGCGAUGCUGCUCCGGAGCUUGUCCCUGGGAGGCCGGGCGGCGGCCGCUGCUGCGCGGGGCCCGGGGCCACCCUCCAGCUGGGACUGGUGCCAAAGGCUGCCUAGGGGCGGCAGCAUUCUUCACAGUAUUGGAGUGCAUGACGGCCCCAGAGAGUUCGGGAAGGACCAUACGGAGGUGGGCUCCCAAGCAGGUGCAGCCGACACUGGGCAGCCGAAGUCCUCCCUGCCUGGCGGGGGCCCCUCCGAGCCCCGGUACCCACCGCCGCCUGAGCUCCAGCCCCCCACAAACUGCUGCAUGAGUGGCUGCCCCAACUGUGUGUGGGUGGAGUACGCAGACGCGCUGCUGCAGCACUACCAGGACGGCGGGAAGCGGGCCCUGGCCGCCCUGGAGGAGCACGUGGCUGACGAGAACCUCAAGGCCUUCAUCCGGAUGGAAAUCCAGCUCCGCGUGAGGAGUGGAGGCUGAGCCCUCACCCAGACAGCCUCCUCCCGGGGACGCAGCACGGCCUCCUUUUUCCACGGCCCCUUUGUGCGGGAACGGGAAGAAGUGUUUGUGGACUUUCCGUGGGAGUAAAUAAGUUCUCUGAGGUGGCUAGA
Messenger RNA from Vicugna pacos (alpaca), 606 nucleotides. It is a transcript of the gene OXLD1, whose product is annotated as oxidoreductase like domain containing 1. Gene Ontology annotation, cellular component: mitochondrion. The record is from RefSeq and is a predicted model, not a curated record. Lineage: Eukaryota; Metazoa; Chordata; Mammalia; Artiodactyla; Camelidae.